Protobothrops mucrosquamatus (brown spotted pit viper) is the source of this 13920-nucleotide messenger RNA. Its product is annotated as tenascin-X. NCBI's taxonomy places the organism in Eukaryota, Metazoa, Chordata, Lepidosauria, Squamata, Viperidae. The record is from RefSeq and is a predicted model, not a curated record. The annotation marks the transcript as partial. Gene Ontology annotation, molecular function: protein binding. The transcript is spliced from 51 exons.
AUCUUGAUCAUGGAGAGGCCCUCAAAGGGAGUGUCUUUCCUUCUGCUCCUCUGUUGGCUGGGGGUUUCCUGGGAGGCCCGUCUUCCCCGCCCUCUCACCUCUUCCAAUGCAACCAUCUUCUCCCAUGUCUACACAAUUAAGGUGGCAGGAGAAGACCCACCAGACAAAGACGCCUCCCCGCCUCCCCAAGAGGCCUUAGGCCCUCCUGGGUCUUCUCGUGGAGGGGGCCAGCAUGAGCACACCCUGGAAGGAUCCGAUCAGGAGCACGUGGUGUUCACCCAUCGCAUCAACCUCCCACCGCAGUCUUGUGGGUGUCCACCUGGCACCGAAGAUACCCGGGAGCUCUGGAGAAGGCUGCAGGCCCUUGAGAGUGAAGUGCGGGUCCUACAGGAAACCUGCCAAGCUGGGGGAGGCUGUUGCCCUGCUGCUGCGUCCACCAGUAGUCAAGCCAGCGAAGGCCAAACAGACAUUCGCACGUUAUGUUCGCACCAUGGAUCCUUUGACCUCUCUCGCUGCCUGUGUGAAUGCGAGUCAGGUUGGGGCGGUCCCACCUGCGCGGAGCCGGUCUGCUCCGAAGGCUGCGGGGGCGCAGAACGUGGCAGUUGUGUGAACGGGCACUGCCAAUGCCAGCCUGGCUACUCAGGGGUCAGCUGCGAAGAGCCACCCUCUUGCCCCGAUGACUGCAAUGACCAAGGGCGCUGUGUGGAGGGCCGCUGCACCUGCUUCCCAGGAUAUGUGGGCCCCUCCUGCUCUGACCCAGUUUGUCCCCAGAACUGCCACGGACAUGGCCAGUGCAUCUCAGGAGGGUGCGUGUGCAACCCGGGUUACACUGGGACCGAUUGUGCAACCCGAGCUUGCCCUAGCAACUGCAACAGGCAUGGAGAAUGCCGCAAUGGACGCUGUGUGUGCGAGCCAGGCUUCACCGGGCCGGCCUGCGGCACCAAGACUUGCCCCAACGAUUGUAACCAGAGAGGCCACUGUCUGCAAGGAGGGGUGUGUACCUGCCACCCAGAUUACACCGGCCCCGACUGUGGUCAGCUGGCAUGUCUGGGGCACUGCAGUGGUCACGGAGAAUGUCAGAAUGGAACGUGCGUGUGCAACAGUGGCUAUUCGGGCGAGGACUGUUCAGUAGAGAUUCCAUCCAUUGGUGUCCGUGUCUCAAAUCGAGAUGAAACCUCUUUCCGCCUGGAGUGGAACUACCCCGAGAUUUCUGUGGACGGAUAUGAGAUCUACGUGGCACCCACGAAGAAUCCUCGGGCAGGUGAAUCCACACACCUGUCUGGCACCGAAAGGAUCUUUGAAUACAAAGGAUUGAAACCGGGGGAGGAAUACACAGUCACCGUUCGGGUAGAAAAAGGGCAACACUACGGACCCCCUGUCACCCAGACCGUGCGUACGCGAGUGGCCCCUCCCAAUGGCCUGCACUCAUCACAGGUGUCUGAAAACUCCCUGACCUUGCAAUGGGAACCACCUACCUCUCGCCCCGAUGGCUACGUCCUCAGCUACGUCCCUCUGUCUCCCACUCGACCCGUCCAAGCCAUGAAACGUGUAGAGCUGCCGGCAGUCCCUGAGCGUGUUACCUUGGAAGACCUGGAGAGCAGAACGCGAUACCGCAUCACCUUGGUUGCCCGUCAGAGUGGCGAGAACAGCCGAGCCACCAGCAUUGUUGUCAGCACCACAGCACCAGCUCCAAUUCAGCCAAGUCGCCACCACUUGACACCAACCCCCUCUUCCCAUAAAAAGCCAGACACUUCCUCUUCUGAGCCUGAAGAGAAGAAACCUGGCACUAAACCACAUCCGGGUCGCCGCCCGGCGAACACCACCUUGCUGACUAAGGAGCACUUCCUGAAGAGAAUGACCCAGAAUAUCUCAUCCAAACUGUCCCCCUACAAUGGGACUCUCCUUGAGCGGCUCGAGAGCUACCUCCGGGCCAUCAGAUUCCCUCUCCGAGGCAACCAGACAAUCCAGAGUGUGGCCAGGGACAUCUACCUCUACCUCAAGCGUGCAAAGCCAAUUGAGUUUCAAGAGAAGGUUGAAGAACGUCUUGUCCACGAAACCAGUAACUUGCCCGUGAAAAGGGAAUUCCCAGUAACCGAAACAGAGAGCGUCUACUCAGAGGGAUACCUCCGUCCAGACCACGCCAAGCCAACCGUGGUGACCAGCUCCCCCGAUCACAUUGAGGUGUCUUUGGACAGCGUGAGGGGGAUUUCUGACCAUGUGGUCAUCCGCUACCGAAACAUGGUGACUGGAGAAAUAAAGGAGUUAGUGGUGCCUGGAAAUGCGUCUACAGCCAUCAUCACCGGAUUGUCACCCGGAACAACCUACUUGAUGGAAAUUCAUGGGGUCAUGAAAGGACAUUCCUCUAAGUCAUACUCCUUUAUAACUGCCACAGCUCCAAGUUCACCAACGAAUGACAAGAUCCGAACCAUCACCCCACCCAUCUUAACUCCGCUGAAGAACCUACAAGUGACCGAAGUCUCUCCGAACCAGCUCCGUGAUGCCGAGGGCAAGCCCAAGGUGCUCCGAAUGGACAAGAACACCCGAGAAGCCACGAUUUCUAACUUGGUGCCCUCCCGAAAAUACCGAUUCAACUUUUACGUUAUCCUAGGCCGUAAGCCCUUUGGCCCCGUGUCCUUGGAAGUAGUCCCAGGCUCCAGUAGCACUUUUAAAGACGUUUCUGCCACUGUCACUAGCAAUUCUGCCCACUUGUCCUGGACAGUCUUCUCUGGGACCUUCGAUUCCUUUUUGAUUCAGUAUAAAGAUGCUGAAGGCAGACUCCGAGAGCUGUCCACCGAGGGAGAUUCUCAUGAAAUCACCAUCCCUGACCUGGCUCCUUCCCACAGAUACACAAUAGAUCUCUAUGGCAUCUCCAACCAGAGACGUCUGGGUCCUGCCUCUAUCACUUUUAUCACAGGUUCACAGGAAGACGUAACUGUCCACAAAACCAUCCUCAGUGAUCUGGCUGUCUCAGAGGUGACCAGCAACUCUGUCCAUCUUACAUGGAAAGUGCCGACCGGCAGAUUUGAUUCCUUUUUACUCCAGUAUCAAGACUUGGAAGGCAGUGAUCAAGCCCUGCCUAUGGACGGAGAUUCCCGCGAAGCCAUCAUUCCCAAUUUGGGUCCCUCCCAAAGAUACAGAUUCAACCUCUACGGCAUCUUGGGGACACAGCGCUUUGGACCUAUCUUUGCAGACGCUGUGACAGCUGCAGUUCAGGAACCAAAAAAGGAGAAACCAGAUGAAACGAUAGCGAUUAAGCCCAGCCUGGGCGAGUUCUCAGUCCUUGACGUCACAAGCAAUUCUGUCCAUCUUUAUUGGACCGUCCCCACUGGGAGCUUUGACUCCUUCUUGAUCCAGUACAAGGAUGCAGAUGGCCAACCCCAAGCAUUGCCUGUGGAGGGAGGCUCUCAUGAAGUUACUGUGACCAACCUAGUUCCUUCUCGCAGAUACAAGUUCAACCUCUAUGGAGUCUCUGGACGCAAACGCUCUAGUCCCCUCUCUACUGACGCCACCACAGCCCACAUAAGAGGUUCAGGGAAGCCAAUUCCUGUUCAACCCAGCCUAGGAGAUUUCUCCAUCCUUGAUGUCACGAGUGAUUCUGUCCGACUCCAUUGGACCGUCCCCACUGGGAGUUUUGACUCCUUCCUGAUCCAGUACAAGGAUGCAGAUGGGCAAACCCAAAUGUUGCCUGUGGAGGGAAGCUUCAACGAAGUCACUGUGACCAACCUGGUUCCUUCUCGCAGAUACAAGUUCAACCUCUAUGGAGUCUCAGGGCGCAAACGUUCCACCCCGCUUUCCACUGAUGCCACCACAGUUCAAGCCACAAAGCCCGAGAAGCCAGCUUCUUUCCAAUCCAGCCUGGGAGAACUGUCAGCGCUUGAUGUCACAAGUGAUUCUGUCCGACUCCAUUGGACCGUCCCCACCGGGAGUUUUGACUCCUUCCUGAUCCAGUACAAGGAUGCAAGUGGCCAACCUCAGGCAUUGCCCGUGGAGGGAGGCUCCCGUGAAAUCACUGUGACCAACCUGGUUCCUUCGCGCAGAUACAAGUUCAAUCUCUAUGGAGUCUCAGGGCGCAAACGCUCCAACGCUAUCUCUACUUUUGCCACGACAGUCUCAGAGGACACAAGUCCUCUCCAACCUAGUCUUGGAGAGUUGUCAGUCCUUGACGUCACAAGUGAUUCUGUCCGACUCCAUUGGACGGUCCCUACCGGGAGCUUUGACUCCUUCUUGAUCCAGUACAAGGAUGCAGAUGGUCAACCCCAAGCCCUGCCUGUGGAGGGAGGCUCCACUGAGGUCACGGUGACCGACCUGGCUCCUUCCCGCAGAUACAAGUUCAACCUCUAUGGGGUCUCUGGGAAAAAACGUUCCAGGCCGCUCACCACCGAGGCCACCACAGUCCGCUUUGCUGACUCAGAGAAGCCAGUUCCUGUUCAACCCAGCCUAGGGGAGUUUUCCGUCCUUGAUGCCACAAGCAAUUCUGUCCGUCUUUAUUGGACGGUCCCCACUGGGAGUUUUGACUCCUUCUUGAUCCAAUACAAGGAUGCAGAUGGCCAACCUCAAGCUUUGCCAGUUGAGGGAGGAUCCCGUGAAGUUGCCGUGACCGACCUGGCUCCUUCUCACAGAUACAAGUUCAACCUCUACGGAGUCUCUGGGCACAAGCGCUCCAGCCCCCUCUCUACCGAUGCCACUACAGUUCACUUGGCAGAGGAACCAGUUCCUACCCAACUCAGCCUGGGGAAGUUCUCGGUUGUCGAUGUCACAAGUAAUUCUGUCCGACUCCAUUGGACUGUCCCCAGCGGGACCUUUGAUUCCUUCCUGAUCCACUACAAGAAUGCAGAUGGACAACCUCAAGAGUUGCCCAUAGAAGGAGACUCCAGUCAAGUCACAGUGACCAACCUGGCUCCUUCCCACAUAUACAAGUUCAACCUCUAUGGAAUCUCUGGGCACCAACCCUCCAGCCCCCUCUCCACAGAUGCCACCACCACAGCCCGCCUUACAGACACAGAGGACCCAAUUCCUGUCCAACCCAGCCUAGGGGACUUUUCCAUCCUUGAUGUCACGAGUGAUUCUGUCCGUCUCCAAUGGACCAUCCCCACUGGGAGAUUUGACUCCUUCCUAGUCCAGUACAAAGAUGCAGAUGGCCAACCUCAAGCGUUACCUGUGGAGGGAGGCUCCCAUGAAGUCAUUGUGACCAACCUGGCUCCUUCUCGCAGAUACAAGUUCAACCUCUAUGGGGUCUCCGGGCGCAAACGCUCCGGGCCCCUUUCCAUCGAUGCCACCACCACAGACCAUCUUACAGACUCAGAGAAGCCAAUUCCUGCCCAACCCAGCCUAGGAGAGUUUUCCGUCCUUGAUGUCACGACUCCUAUUCCAGAUGGUGAGACGGCGAUUCCUGUUCAACCCAUCCUGGGAGAGUUAUCCGUGUUUGAUAUCACAAGUGAUUCUGUCCGUCUCUAUUGGACCGUUUCCACCGGGAGCUUUGACUCCUUCUUGAUCCAGUACAAGGAUGCAGAUGGUCAACCCCAAAUGUUGCCUGUGGAGGGAGGCUCCCGUGAAGUCACCGUGACCAAUCUGGUUCCUUCUCGCAGAUACAAGUUCAACCUCUAUGGAGUCUCAGGGCGCAAACGCUCCAGCCCUCUCUCCACUGAUGCCACCACAGUUUCAAAGAAGGCUACCACUGUCCAACCCAGCCUAGGGGAGUUCUCCGUCCUUGACGUCACAAGCGAUUCUGUCCGUCUCCAUUGGACCGUCCCCACUGGGAACUUUGAUUCCUUCCUGGUCCAGUACAAAGAUGCAGAUGGCCAAUCCCAAGCAUUGCCUGUGGAGGGAGUUUUCAAUGAAGUCACAGUGACUGACUUGGUUCCUUUACGCAGAUACAAGUUCAAUCUCUAUGGAGUCUCUGGGCGUAAACGUUCCAGGCCUCUCUCCACUGAUGCCACCACAGCUCACCUUACCCAUUCAAAGGAGGAAAUUUCUAACCAACCCAGCCUGGCGGAGUUCUCCGUCCUGGACGUCACAAGCGAUUCUGUCCAUCUCCAUUGGACCGUCCCCACUGGGAACUUUGACUCCUUCCUGGUUCAAUACAAGGAUGCAGAUGGCCAACCUCAAGCAUUGCCUGUAGAAGGAAGCUCUCAAGAAGUCACCGUGACAAACCUGGUUCCUUCACGCAGAUACAAAUUCAACCUCUAUGGAAUCUUGGGGCAUAAACGCUCCCAGCCCCUCUCUACUGAUGCCACCACAGCACAUCUUACAGUCUCAGAGGACACAAGUCCUCUCCAACCUAGUCUUGGAGAGUUGUCAGUCCUUGACGUCACAAGUGAUUCUAUCCGACUCCAUUGGACGGUCCCUACCGGGAGCUUUGACUCCUUCUUGAUCCAGUACAAGGAUGCAGAUAGUCAACCCCAAGCCCUGCCUGUGGAGGGAGGCUCCACUGAGGUCACGGUGACCGACCUGGCUCCUUCCCGCAGAUACAAGUUCAACCUCUAUGGGGUCUCUGGGAAAAAACGUUCCAGGCCGCUCACCACCGAGGCCACCACAGCCCACAUUAGAGACCCAGGGGAGCCAAUUCCUGUCCAACCCAGCCUAGGAGACUUCUCAGUUCUUGAGGUGACGAGUGAUUCUGUCCGACUCCAUUGGACCGUCCCCACUGGGAGUUUUGACUCCUUUUUGAUCCAGUACAAGGAUACAGAUGGUCAACCUCGAGUGUUGCCUGUGGAGGGAAGCCUCAAUGAAGUCACAGUGACCAGCCUGGCUCCUUCUCACCAAUAUAAAUUCAACCUCUAUGGAGUCUCUGGGGGCAAACGCUCCAGCCCUCUGUCCAUUGAUGCCACCACAGCUCACCUUCCAGAUUCAGAGCAGCCAGUUCCUGUCCAACCCAGCCUGGGGCAGUUCUCAGUUGUGGAUGUCACAAGCGACUCUGUCCGACUCCAUUGGACCGUCCCCACUGGGAGCUUUGACUCCUUCUUGAUCCAGUACAAGGAUGCAGAUGGGCAAUCCCAAGCAUUGCCUGUGGAGGGAGGCGUCAGUGAAGUCACUGUGACCAACCUGGCUCCUUCCCAUAGAUACAAGUUCAAUCUCCAUGGAGUCUCUGGGCGCAAGCGGUCCAGCCCCCUCUCCACAGAUGCCACCACAGCUCAAAUCACAGAGGAGGCAAUUCCCAUCCAACCCAGCCUAGGGGAGUUCUCCGUCCUUGAUGUCACAAGGGAUUCUGUCCGUCUCCAUUGGACCGUCCUCACUGGGAACUUUGACUCCUUCCUGGUCCAGUACAAGGAUGCAGAUGGCCAACCCCAAGCGUUGCCUGUGGAGGGAAGCCUCAAUGAAGUCACUGUGACCAACCUAGCUCCUUCUCGCAGAUAUAAGUUCAACCUCUACGGAGUCUCUGGGCACGAACGCUCCAGCCCCCUCUCCACCGAUGCCACCACAGCCCACCUUACAGACUCAGAGAAGCCAAUUCCUGCCCAUCCCAGCCUAGGAGAGUUUUCCGUCCUUGAUGUCACGAGUGAUUCUGUCCGACUCCAUUGGACCGUCCCCACUGGGAGGUUUGACUCCUUCCUGGUCCAGUACAAGGAUGCAGAUGGCCAACCUCAAGCAUUGCCUGUGGAGAGAGACUCCCGUGAAGUCACAUUGACCGACCUGGCUCCAUCCCGCAGAUACAAGUUCAACCUCUAUGGCAUCUCCGGGCAAAAACGCUCCAGGCCCCUCUCCACAGAUGCCACCACAGCUCCUAUUCCAGAUGGUGAGACGGCGAUUCCUGUUCAACCCAGCCUGGGAGAGUUAUCCGUGUUUGAUAUCACAAGUGAUUCUGUCCGUCUCUAUUGGACCGUUUCCACCGGGAGCUUUGACUCCUUCUUGAUCCAGUACAAGGAUGCAGAUGGUCAACCCCAAAUGUUGCCUGUGGAGGGAGGCUCCCGUGAAGUCACUGUGACCAACCUGGCUCCUUCUCGCAGAUACAAGUUCAACCUCUAUGGAGUCUCAGGGCGCAAACGCUCCACCCCGCUUUCCACUGAGGCCACCACAGACCCAGGGGAGCCAAUUCCUGUCCAACCCAGCCUAGGAGACUUCUCAGUCCUUGAGGUGACGAGUGAUUCUGUCCGACUCCAUUGGACCGUCCCCACUGGGAGCUUUGACUCCUUCCUGAUCCAGUACAAGGAUGCAGAUGGGCAAUCCCAAGCAUUGCCUGUGGAGGGAAGCCUCAAUGAAGUCACAGUGACCAACCUGGCUCCUUUACGUAGAUACAAGUUCAAUCUCUAUGGAGUCUCUGGACGCAAGCGCUCCGGCCCCCUCUCCACCGAUGCCACCACAGCUCAAACCACAGAUUCAGGAGAGGCAAUUCCCGUCCAAGCAACCUUGGGAGAGUUAUCUGUCCUGGACAUCACUAGCAAUUCUGUCCGUCUCCAUUGGACCGUCCCUGCUGGGACCUUUGACUCCUUCCUGGUCCAGUACAAGGAUGCAGAUGGUCAACCCCAAGUGUUGCCUGUGGAGGGAGGCUCCCGUGAGGUCACCGUGUCCAACCUGGCUCCUUCCCACCGAUAUAAGUUCCUCCUCUACGGGGUCUCUGGACGCAAAAAGACCAGCGUCCUCUCCGCCAAUGCCUUUACAGACCCACCUUCAGAGGCAGAAGAUGCAAUUCCUGUCCAACCUAGUCUUGGGGAGCUCUCCGUCCUUGACGUCACAAGCAAUUCUGUUCGUCUCCAUUGGACCGUCCCCACCGGGAGCUUUGACUCCUUCCUGAUCCAAUACAAGGAUGCAGAUGGCCAACCUCAAGCGUUACCUGUGGAGGGAGGCUCCACUGAGGUCACGGUGACCAACCUGGCUCCUUCUCGCAGAUACAAGUUCAACCUCUAUGGGGUCUCUGGGCGCAAACGCUCCAGGCCUCUCUCUACCGAUGCCACCACAGCUCGCCUUACAGACUCAAAGGAGCCAGUUCCUGUCCAACCCAGCCUAGGAGAUUUCACAGUUCUUGAUGUCACGAGCGAUUCUGUCCGUCUCCAUUGGACUGUCCCCACUGGGACCUUUGAUUCCUUCCUGGUACAGUACAAGGAUGCAGAUGGCCAACCUCAAGCGUUGCCUGUGGAGGGAGACUCCCGUGAAGUCACAUUGACCAAGCUAGUUCCUUCACGCAGAUACAAGUUCAACCUCUAUGGGGUCUCCGGGCGCAAACGCUCUGGGCCCCUCUCCACUGAUGCCACCACCUCAGCCCACCUUCCAGAUUUGGAGGAGACCAAUCCUGUCCAAACCAGCCUGGGCGAGUUCUCAGUCCUUGACGUCACAAGCGAUUCUGUCCGUCUCUAUUGGACCAUCCCCUCUGGGAGUUUUGACUCCUUCCUGAUCCAGUACAAGGAUGCAGAUGGCCAACCCCAAGCAUUGCCUAUAGAGGGAAGCUUCAGUGAAGUCACAGUGACCGACCUGGUUCCUUCACACAGAUACGAGUUCAAUCUUUAUGGGGUCUCUGGGCGCAAACGCUCCAGCCCCCUCUCCACUGAUGCCAUCACAGCCCCAUUAGCCACAACACCACCGGUUCAGCCCAGCUUGGGAGAGCUUUCUGUUUCCAACCUUACCCACAAUUCUGCACUUCUCUCCUGGACUGUCCACGCUGGAAAUUUUGACUCUUUUAUGAUCCAGUACAAGGACGUGGAUGGCAAGCCCCAAGCCGUCCCCGUGGAAGGGAACUCUUACGAAGUCCUCCUCCCCAACCUGGUUCCUGGCCGAAGAUAUAGAUUUAAUCUCUACGGUGUCUCCGGUCGCAAGCGUUUGGGCCCUGUUUCAGUUGAUGCCAUCACAGCAUCCACCACAAAGAAGGAAGCGACACCAAAGCCCUCUUUAGGAGAACUCUCCAUCUCUGAGGUCAGCCGCAACUCUGUUCUUCUCUCUUGGACCGUCUCCGUGGGGAGCUUUGACUCCUUCCUGCUCCAAUAUAAAGACGAGGAGGGCAGAACCCAAACCCUGCCCGUGGGGGGAGAUUCAUAUGAAGUCGCUGUUUUGAACCUGACUCCAUCCCACAAGUACAAGUUCAACCUUUAUGGAAUUUCUGGUCAAAAACGUAUUGGUCCUAUUUCUUCUGAAGCCACCACAGAGGAGGAGAAGGAAGAAGACAAAGAUGGGGAGAAUCAGCCUAGCUUGGGGGAACUCUCCAUCUCUGAAACCACCAGCAAUUCUCUUCACCUUUCCUGGAGUGUCCCAACGGGGAGCUUUGACUCCUUCCUGAUUCAGUACGAAGACGGAGCUCUGCAGAGCUUGCCUGUGGAUGGGGCUUCCCGUGAAACAGUGGUCUCCAACCUGACUCCAUCUCACAAUUACCAGUUUGACCUCUACGGCAUCUCUGGUGGCAAACGCCUGGGCCCCAUCUCCGCCGAGGCCUUAACAGCUCCACUAUCUCCAAGUCAGGACAGAGAAGAGAGCGGAUCUCCAGGGCCGUCUCCAAAUCCCAGUUUUGGGGAGCUCUCUGUGUCUGAUGUCACCAGCAACUCAGUCCGCCUCUCUUGGAACGUCCCCGCUGAGACCUUUGACUCCUUCCAGAUCCAAUACAAAGAUGCAGAAAACAAACCACAAAUGAUCCCCGUGGACAAGGAAACCAACACCAUUGUGAUAUAUUACCUGGUACCUACCUAUAGGUACAAGUUCAAUCUGUAUGGCAUCUCUGGACGUAGGCGUUUUGGACCAAUCACCGUCAGCGCCAUCACAGCACCAGGGGACAAUGUAGAUAGGAACCAGGAGGUCUCUGGUGGAAUAAGCCCUCGCUUGGGCGGACUUUCAGUCUCAGAGGUCACCAGUCAUUCGGCCCGGCUAUCCUGGACCAUCCCAGAGGGAAGCUUUGAUGCUUUCUCAGUCCAGUACAAAGAUGCUGAAGGAAGACCCCAAGCGCUCCCUUUAAGAGGAGACUCCCGUGAAGUCAUCGUUUCAAAUCUAUCACCUUCUCACAAGUACAAAUUCAAUCUUUAUGGUAUCUUUGGAAAACAGCGUCUCGGACCAAUCUCUGCCCAAGCGGUCACAACAGCUGCAGAAACAUCUGGGCAGGUUGAAGAAAAGAAACAACCGGAGGAAAGUACAGGCAAGAGCACCCAGCCCAACCUUGGAAAUGUCACUGUCUCUGAAGUCACCCCUGAUUCCCUUCUGCUCUCCUGGAAUGUCCAGGAAGGACACUUUGACUCUUUCAUCAUCCAGUACAAGGAUGCUGCAGGCAAGCCCCAGGCGGUACCUGUUGAUGGCAACGCCCGGGAUGUGGUCAUUUCCAACUUGGUGCCCUCCCACAUAUAUAAGUUCAACCUCUACGGCAUCUCUCAACAGAAACGAUUCGGUCCCGUCUCUACUGAAGCGGUCACAGCUCAAGUGAAGGACUCAGAGACAAAACCCAAACUGGGCGAUCUCUCCAUCUCCGGAGUCACCAAUGAUUCUGUCCGUCUUUCAUGGACCGUCUCGUCCGGGAGAUUUGACUCUUUUCUUAUCCGAUACAAAGACGCCCAAGGGAACCCUCAAAACGUGCCUGUUGGCGUGGACUCUCAGACCGUUUUCAUCUCUAACUUAAUACCGUCUCACAAAUACAAGUUCAGCCUUUUCGGCAUCUCUGGGAAGAAACAGUUUGGACCAGUUUCAAUUGAUGCUGUCACAGCAGCUUUUUCGGAAAGCGCCAGCAGUCCAGCCCCUUUGCUCAGUUCUCUUGUGGUCUCUGAAGUGACCUCUACAACUCUGCAGCUCAGCUGGGAUGUCCCAGAGGGGGAGUUUGACUCCUUCGUCGUGAGAUGGAAGGACAAUUUGGGCAGCGGCCAAACGCCUGUCCCAGCCAAAGAAGUUAAAGUGCCCGGGGACGAACGCUCCGUCACCCUCCAAGGACUCGCACCCAGUACCGAAUACAGCCUGACAGUCUAUGGCAUCAAAGAUGAGUCAGAAGUGGCCGAUAUCAACACCGGAGCAAAGACAAGCGGGCUAGAGCUGGAUGGUCCCCAGGACUUGCGGUUCAGUGACAUUCAUGAGACCUCUGUGGUAACCAACUGGAGCCCUCCGUCUUCUCGCAUUGAUGGCUACAAAGUUUCUUUCCAGCCCUCAGAUGGGGGGGAGCCCAAGAGCAUUUCGGUGGAUGGAUCUGAACUCAGGACAUUCAUUGAGGGUCUGACUCCUGGGGCCAGCUACGAGGUCGCUGUAAUGUCUAUACGUGGGUUUGAAGAGAGUGAGCCAUUGGUGGGCUAUGUCACCACAGGCUCACAGGUCUCUGAAUCAGUACCAGGAAAUCGUGUCCAACUUCAGCUGUCAGAGCUGCAAAGGGACAUGGAAUAUUGGGCCAAUGUCUAUGGAGAAAAGGAAGGAAACCGAAGUUCUCCCAUCAGCGCUACUUUCACUACUGGAGCAGAUGGGCCCCGGGACCUGCAUGCUACAGAAAUUUCACCUCGCAGUGCGCAUCUCAUCUGGUCACCCCCCAGGGCUUCCCCUGAGGGGUAUCUGUUGAGUUAUGAGACCCCUGAUGGACAAUCAAAGGAGAUCCCUCUGGAUGCUUCCGUCACCUCGUAUGAACUUCAAGAUCUGAUUCCUUCAAGCCGGUACCAGGUCCAAGUCCAGGCAGUGAGGAGGGACACUCCAACAGCUCCCAUCUCCACUUCUUUCACCACUGGGCACCUGACAUACCCCUUCCCUCGGGACUGCUCGGAAGAAAUCCAAAAUGGGCCAGGACCUUCACGAGCAACAACAAUUUAUCUAGGGGGCAACCGGGAACGUCCCUUGAGGGUGUUUUGUGACAUGGAGACAGAUGGGGGAGGCUGGAUUGUCUUUCAACGUCGGAUGAACGGUGAGACAGAUUUCUGGCGGGACUGGCAAAAUUAUGCUCUUGGUUUUGGCAACCUCACCCGGGAAUUUUGGCUAGGAAAUGACGCUCUGCACCAGCUGACAUCUUCAGGGGAUUACGAGCUACGCGUGGAUCUCCGUGCCAGGGAUGAGUCGGUCUACGCCACCUAUCAGAGCUUCCGUGUGGACCCACCUGCUGACUAUUACCGCCUGCAUCUGGGCAGUUACCAUGGCACAGCGGGUGAUUCCUUGAGCUACCACUCAGGGAGCGUUUUCUCCACUCGGGACCGGGACCCGAAUCGGGUCAUCAUCCCCUGUGCCAUCUCUUACCGUGGGGCAUGGUGGUAUCGCAACUGCCACUACACCAACCUCAAUGGGCUCUACGCUAACAACCGUGAUCACCAGGGUGUCAACUGGUUUAACUGGAAAGGAUUCGAGUUUUCCAUUCCUUUCACUGAGAUGAAACUGCGGCCUAGCAGCUUCCGCCCGCUGCAGCGGUCGUGAGUGGGACGCAGGAUGGACUAAGGGAGAAAGCCGCGGAGGGAAAGCAGCGACGACAGCAGAAAAUCCCAGCAACGACCCCUUUGCAACAGGAUACCUCACAUCUGGCCUCUGUUCUGCUUCUCUGGCCCAUCCUGAGGGGAAAAAAAAAGGAAUGCAUCGAAACCAAGGGGGGAAAAAAAGACCUUUGGAGACUUGAGAAGACCCACCUCAGUCAAAAGGAAGAGAGAGCUCAGAAACAGAGUCUGAGAGGAAAAAAGCAAUUAAUCUGACUACAGGCAGUCCCCCCCUACUUAUGGCCACAGCUGGAACCAGAAUCUUUUUAUUACUAAGCAAGGUGAUUGUUAAGUGGGUCGCAGCCAGUUUUACGACCUUUUUUUUGGGCCAUGUUUGUGAAGUGAACGAGCGCAGCCGCAAACCGAAUCGUGCAGUCGUUAAGCAAAUCUGACUCGCCCCGUUGGCUUCGCUUGUGGGAAGGCCGCAAACGGUGAUCACAGGAGCUUGGCCCGCUGCGACCGUCAUAAAUAACAUGCCGGUCAUGCCAAGCUGCCGAAUUUCGAUCCCAUGACUGUGGCACGAGAACUGGUUGUAAAUCACUUUUUGGGGGGCCUCGUAACUUUUUGAAUGGUCAUUAAAUGAAUGGUUGUAAUUGGA